This is a messenger RNA of Sphaeramia orbicularis (orbiculate cardinalfish), 1320 nucleotides long. RefSeq names its product putative claudin-24. The transcript is spliced from 2 exons. The record is from RefSeq and is a predicted model, not a curated record. Bases 117 to 797 code for a protein of 226 amino acids. Gene Ontology annotation, molecular function: structural molecule activity. NCBI's taxonomy places the organism in Eukaryota, Metazoa, Chordata, Actinopteri, Kurtiformes, Apogonidae. Gene Ontology annotation, cellular component: bicellular tight junction; membrane.
UCCAGCUCUCUCAGCUGGAGGUGAGGGGGGGGGAGCGGCGGCGUUUCCUCUCCGCUGGCAGGACUUUCCCUGGACGGCGUCCUGAUGCGAGCAGGACUCUGUCGGACUGCGCCGUGAUGGACGGCGGCGUUGUGGCUCUGGAGCUGCUGGGGGUUCUGGUCCUGGGGGGGGCCUGGCUGUGCUCCCUGGCCACCACCCUCAUGUCCACCUGGCUGACCAUGUGUCCGGACCUGCUGCCCACCGUCACCUUCGAGCUGGGUCUGUGGGAGGCCUGCGUGAUCCACGAGGGGGGCACCCAGGGCUGCCAGCCCCACAGCAGCCUCCUGGGUCUGCCCCCGGACAUCCAGCUGGCCCGGAUCCUCAUGUGCCUGUCUCUGGCGGCCGGGCUGCUGGCCCUGCUGGUGGCGGUGCCCGGCAUGACGGGGGUGAAGAGCUGCGGCGAGCGGCUCCGGUGGAAGCGCGCCCUGCGGACGGCGGGCGGGGCGCUGGGGCUGGCUGCGGGGGUCCUGGGGCUGGCCCCCGUGUCCUACGUGGCCCACCUGACCGUGGAGCGCUUCUUUGACGAGUCGGUGCCGGAGGUGAUGCCGCGCUGGGAGUUCGGAGACGCCAUGUUCUGCGGGUGGACGGCCGGCGUUCUGCACCUGCUGGCGGGAACGCUGCUGCUGGCGUCCGGACGGUGCGCGGGGGGGGACGACUGGAGCCGGCCGGCCCCAGUCAGCGCCGGGUACCCCAAGACCAGGACCGGCACCGGAACCAGGACCGGAACCAGGACCAGCACCAGAUCUGAAUGUGACUGAAGACGGCAGCAUUUACAGUCAGAUGGAAAAGCACCUCAGUCAACUAAACCUAGAUUCAAACUGAAGUGAGUUGAAGGUUUUAACAGAAGGUCAGAGUUCACGGAGGACUGAACCUGUCAAACACACACACACAGAAAAACGGCUUCAGACGUUCAGUUCUGUUCCAUUCAUUUCUCUAGUUUGUCCUGAUUUACAUGUUCCCUUAUUUAAUUUUUUAUUCCUGUUACUUUCUAUUUACAUUUUCUUCAUCUCUUUUCUUGUUUAUUUCUAUAUUUCAUUUUCAUCUGACUUCUUAUUCAUUUAUUGUCUUUUGUUUUUUAUUCAUUGUCAUAUUUACCUCUUCAGUAUUCCCCCUUUUACAUUUUCUUCCUCUAUUCAUUUCUGUAUGGAGUCUGACGAAAAACUAAAUAGAAAGCAACACAAAAAUAAAUGCAGGGGUAAAAAUUACAGAAGAAAAAAUAUAAACAAGGAUGAAAUAGAGAAAUAAAUGGUACGGAAAUGAACUUAUCACACUGUAAAAAAA